Molecule: messenger RNA, 378 nt
Organism: Anisakis simplex (herring worm)
Lineage: Eukaryota; Metazoa; Nematoda; Chromadorea; Rhabditida; Anisakidae
Source: the annotation of a GenBank genome assembly
AUGACCGAUGAGUAUAAUCGAAUAAUGAGCGAGGCUGGUCCAAGUGAGCCAGUGCGUGUUGCUGGAUGGCGUGAUAGCUUACCGUCACCUGGUGAAAAGAUUCUGGAGGUUGACAACGAACAUAAAGCUCAACGAGUCAUCAAUCAUCGAUUAUCCCAGAAAAUGGAGCAAAAAGCGAUGGAGGAUUGGCUGCUUUCAUUAUGUGGUGUUUUUGUUCAAUUUCUAAUUUUCGGUAAUUUUUUCUGUGUGUUUUGGGAGAUAAUCGAAGCACAACGAGAGGCUGAUCGUAAAGUUUAUUUGGAGAAUCGUCAAAAACUGUUGGAUAAAGGCGCUAGGUAUGGAUCAACAUUAAGAAAGUUGGUGCAUAAGGUUAGUUGA